CACCCCUAUGGUGCGGCCCUUCUCUAGACCCUGCUAAUGCGGGAUGCUUUGUGCAAGACCUCUUGUUGCAAUCUAAUAUAUUCUUUUCCCUCAAGGAUUGGUAAGUUAGUGACCAUGGGGUAAAAGAUGGUUAUUCUUUUUUCAUUUUUGGGAUAAGUAUUGCUAGUAAAGUUGCAAUCUCUUUUUGGGGGAUUUGGAGGGGCAUCUAAUUCCAACUGCUGUGGAUUACAGUAAUUGUGUAUGUUGGCUUAACUUUUGUGGCCUUAUUUUAAUGGAAUGAAAAGACACCUAGAUCAAUGUUAUGAGUCACUUUUUAACACUAGGAUAUGGAAAUGAAAGUGAUAAUUAAGGACAAUGAUGAUAUGAAGUGUCCAUGAAAACAGUAGUAGUAGAUUAAUAGGUGGAACUGACAUAUGCUUAGAUGUGGAAACUUGAACAACCAAAAAGUUUGUCUCCUAGUCUUAUUCAACAGCUGAUAAUUAAAGGUAGGUUUGGGUUUUAAAAGAAAAAAAUCCCAAUACAGUUGUAAUAAAGAAAUCAACACAUCUUGCUUUAAGAUUGGGCCAAUUAGGCAGCAACCUCCUCUCACCUUUUCACACUCCACCUUGCCCUUUCUAUAUUCCUUCUUAUGGGCAGAUCACUUGCUUGAUGUCACAGUUUUGCCUCAAUUUCAAGAAAACAAUGAUUUCCUUUCUUUGGUUAAUACUUCUAACACACAUCAGGUGGGUAAAUACAGCAGAUCUAGCAGAUGUUUCAACUUCAAAGGUCCUAAACAUAUUCAUAUUAGCCGGACAAAGCAACAUGUCCGGCCGAGGUGGUGUCAUUAACCAUGGCCAAAAUGGCCUGGCUAAUGAGACAUGGGAUGGUGUAAUUCCACCAGAAUGUCAAUCCAACUCAAACAUCCUCAGACUCAAUGCAGGACUUACAUGGGUUGAAGCUCAGGAACCACUUCACCAAGACAUAGAUUUGGGUAAAAUUUGUGGAGUUGGGCCAGGUAUGUCAUUUGCCAAUUCAGUUCUGAAGAGAGAUCCAAGUAUUGGAGUGAUUGGUUUGGUGCCUUGUGCUAUUGGAGGAACAAAUAUCAGCGAAUGGGCUCGCGGGGGUGUUCUGUAUAAUCAUAUGAUAAGGAGAACAGAAGCUGCUCUGCAAAGAGGUGGAAAACUUCAAGCUUUGUUGUGGUACCAAGGUGAGAGUGAUACAGAGACUCUUGAAGAUGCCAAAUUGUACAGAUUUAGACUGAAGAGAUUAUUCAAGAAUGUGCUCCGUGAUCUACAAUCACCUACAUUGCCUGUCAUUCAGGUGGCAUUGGCAUCAUCUAUUGGAUCUUAUAUGGAGCAGGUUAGAAAAGCUCAACUGAGUAUUAAUCUUCCAAAUGUGAGAACUGUUGAUGCCAAAGGGCUACCUUUAGGGAUGGAUUUUGUGCACAUUACAACACUAGCACAAGUCCAGCUUGGUCAAAUGCUGGCUGAUACCUUCCUUCAGACUCAACAGACUACUCAGGCAGUUCUUCUCCCUUUUCAGACAGAGACAGUGACUAGUAAUGCCCCGAUACGUUGCUCAAAUUUUGUUAUGAAUCUUCUACUUAGUCCGUUUAGGUAAUUCAGAGAUCGGAGAUUUAAUCAUGGCAUCGUGGGAUCAAGAUGGAACCCCGUCUAUAUGGUUCAUGGUUGCUUCAAUUCAUGCAAAAAGUAAAAAAACCAGAGAUUGGAACCGUACAAAAUCAACUAGUAGUUAACUAGAGUACAAAGUUUUCAUAGGAGGAUGAUACUCAAACCUCAGAGAAGGCCAGAAGGCAAAGGCAAAGAUUUAUUUUACGUUUCAUAAGCUCAAGUCUUAAUGUAUGUAAACCUCACUUGCACACAUAGUAUAUAAAGAUAUUUAUCAUAUAUUAUUAUAAGUGGGAAGGUUUUGAGUUCA
Molecule: messenger RNA, 1917 nt
Organism: Solanum pennellii
Lineage: Eukaryota; Viridiplantae; Streptophyta; Magnoliopsida; Solanales; Solanaceae
Product: probable carbohydrate esterase At4g34215
Exons: 2
Coding region: 649-1599 (316 amino acids)
Source: RefSeq, a predicted model, not a curated record